AUGAGCCCAAUUGAUCCAGACGCGACCUUGGAAGCUGCCAGCGACGACGACCCUCUAGCCAAAUACUUUGAUCCGCAAACGUCUGUACUGCACGAGCACAUCCUUGCGCCUCCCUCUCCGCCAAUACCGACAUGGGAGCGAGAGCUCCAGCAUCGCAUCGACAACGGGCGAGGGCUGACUGCGUCAAUAGAUCGCUUUGUGGAUUGGGCUGUUAAACGCGUCGAGUUGGCGAUAGGUCAUGCAUGA
Messenger RNA from Aspergillus viridinutans, 246 nucleotides. RefSeq lists its product as uncharacterized. The transcript has a single exon. The record is from RefSeq and is a predicted model, not a curated record. NCBI's taxonomy places the organism in Eukaryota, Fungi, Ascomycota, Eurotiomycetes, Eurotiales, Aspergillaceae. The coding region runs from base 1 to 246 and encodes 81 amino acids.